Molecule: messenger RNA, 1395 nt
Organism: Rotaria sp. Silwood2
Lineage: Eukaryota; Metazoa; Rotifera; Eurotatoria; Philodinida; Philodinidae
Source: the annotation of a GenBank genome assembly
AUGAAUUCACGUUCAUCUUUCAAAAAUCGUCAUCGUGUUGGAAAAAGUAUGAAAAAUAUGCUUACGGGUUAUUUCACUGACUAUGAAACACCAAAAGUAGUUGUAAUACAUAACGCAAAAUAUGCUGUAUUACUUCGUAUUAUACAAAUCAUUAUCCUUAUUUAUUCUACAAUAUAUUUACUUAUAUAUGAAAAAGGUUAUCAAAAACAAAGUACAACAAUCACGUCGUGCGUAACACUUAAAGUAAAAGGAAUCGGUUAUGCUCAUAUACCAGAAAAUAAAACAUUGAUUAUUGAUGGAGCAGAUUAUAUUAUUCCGCCAUCAGAAAAUAAUGCUAUAUCUAUAAUGACAAAUUUUGUUCAAACUUAUCAAACACGAUCUAAAUGUGCUGAAAAUAUCAAACUUGAAGAAGCAAUAUGUAAAAGUGAUAGGGACUGUUUCAAUAAACCAUUUGUACCAAACAUGAAUGGACGUUGGACAGGUCGAUGUUUGUUACCAUCAGAAACAAAUAUUGUCAAGGAACCAAAAAAAACUAUAAAAAGUCCAACAGGUUUAUGUGAAUAUGCAGGUUGGUGUCCAUCAGAAGAUGAUCUUUUAUCGACAAUGCCUGUUCAAGAAACUCUUAAUUUUACAAUAUUUAUUAAGAAUUUUAUUGAGUUUCCAAUAUUUGGCGUUAAACAUGGAAAUAUGGUUGAUAAUUUAAGAAAGCCAUGUACUUUUCAUCCAAAGGAUAAUAAAGAUUGUCCGAUAUUCACUAUUGAUUAUAUAAUGAAUGAAGCUGAAAAAAAUAUUAGUGAACGUAAUUUAAUGUUACUUCAUGGCGGUGUUAUUCGUAUUAAACUUGAUUGGAAUUGUAAUUUAGAUCGAAAUAUAAAAUUAUGUAAACCGAAAUAUUCAUUUGCUCGUCUUGACGUACCUUUUUAUGAAAACCCGUUUUCGCGUGGUUUUAAUUUUCGUUAUGCUUCUUAUUGGAAAUAUAACGAAGAACAUUUUCGUAUGUUAACAAAAGCUUAUGGUCUUCGUUUUAUAAUUUCCGUUAGUGGUAAAGCUGGAAAAUUUGAUUUUAUUCAGUUAACUUUAAAUACUGGUUCAUUAGUUGGACUAUUUGGUUUAGCAACAUUUGUUUGUGAUAUUAUUCUACUUCACUUAUCAAAAAAUGCACGUAAUUAUCGGGAUUUUGUAUUUGAAAUUGUUCGUCUACAAACACGUAAAGAUCGCACAAUAAACAUGUCAAAGAAAUAUGUUCCAAGAAAUGAUGAUGAAUAUUCAAAUUCCGAAUCAAAUUCAGACGUAGAAUUACCAUUUGAAACACCUAGAAAUAGUCCAUCAGCUCUAGGAAAAACAGCUAUCAUGGCUCCUGUUACUUUUGUUAAUCCGUAUCAAUUCAAGUAUUAA